Messenger RNA from Colletotrichum abscissum, 351 nucleotides. RefSeq lists its product as uncharacterized. The coding region runs from base 1 to 351 and encodes 116 amino acids. NCBI's taxonomy places the organism in Eukaryota, Fungi, Ascomycota, Sordariomycetes, Glomerellales, Glomerellaceae. The transcript has 4 exons. The record is from RefSeq and is a predicted model, not a curated record.
AUGGGCAAUAGAAUCCGUCAGCGUAGAUCGGAAAACUCGAUCUCCCGAGGACUGGGAUCACCGCACUCCAUGAUCGGCCCACCCCGUGCAGGGUUACUAAGUGUUCUGCGAACUGGGUACGUUGUUUCGCGAUGGACCUCCGUUGAUCUGCGAAUUCAGGUUGUGGUUCCCGUUUGUGACAGAGUUCCCGUUUGUGCGUCGAUCCCUCUCCGCACGUUCUGUCCCGUUUGCGAACAUGAUGCUUUUGUAAUAACAAGUUCUGAUGUCGUGUUAGACCAGACCCGUAAAGUGCCGGGAUUCUUGGACUGUUCUACUUCCAUACCCUUGCAAAUCUUCUACCUCGGGCGGUAA